AUGGCUGUCACUGAUACCAAGGCCAUUCUGGCCUCGCUAACACUCGAGGAGAAGAUCAGCCUCCUCGCCGGUGCCAACUUCUGGGAGACUGUCCCCGUCCCCGCAAAGGGCGUUCCUGCUCUCAAGACCAGCGAUGGCCCCAACGGUGCUCGAGGUGAGACCUUCGCCGGCGGCACCACUGCUGCUUGCUUUCCCGCCGCUUCCAGCGUCGCCUCCACCUUUGAUGUCGACCUAGCCCGCAAGAUCGGUGUCGGCCUGGGUGAGGAGACCCUGACCAAGGGCGCCCGCUGCCUGCUGGGCCCUACCGUCUGCACCCACCGCCACCCUCUCGGUGGUCGCAACUUCGAGUCCUUCUCCGAGGACCCCUACCUGGCUGGAAAGAUGGCCUCCCAGAACGUGCAGGGCAUCCAGAGCACUGGUGUCUCUGCGACCGUCAAGCACUAUGCCGUUAACGAGCAGGAGACCCAGCGAUUGUCUGUGGACACCAUUGUGGGCGAGCGAGCCCUCCGUGAGAUCUACCUUAAGCCUUUCGAGAUCGCCGUCAAGGAGGCCAAGCCCGGCGCUAUUAUGACCGCCUACAACAAGGUCAACGGCAUCCACGCCGAUUCUCAGCCUUUCCUGCUGCAGAAGGUCCUUCGAGGCGACUGGGGCUGGGAUGGCCUCGUUAUGAGCGACUGGGGUGGUGUCAACUCCACCGCUGGUGCUCUCAACGCUGGUCUCGACCUUGAGAUGCCCGGCCCUACCCGCUGGCGUAAGGUCGACCAGGUCCUCGAGGCUAUCAAGGAGGGCAAGGUCACCGAGCAGGUCAUUGACGACCGUGCCCUGCACAUUCUGAACUUCCUGGAGCGCGAGAACUGCUUUAAGAACCCCGAAAUCCCCAAGGAGCAGGCCAUCAAUAAGCCUGAGCACCAAGCCCUUAUCCGUGAGGUUGGAGCUAAGGGCAUGGUUCUGCUUAAGAAUGAGAACGCCACUCUUCCCCUGACCAAGGAGAAGGCCCGUGGCAAGACCAUCGGUCUCUUUGGUCUGGCUAAGGAGUGCCUCGCCCACGGUGGUGGCAGUGCUUCCCUAAACGCCCACUAUAAGAUUAACCCUUAUGAUGCCCUCACCGAGGCUUUCAAGGGCGAAGAUGUCACCUUUACCUACUCUCAGGGCGCUCACAUGAACAAGCAACUUCCCACUAUUUCCUCCAAUGUUACGGAUGCUGAAGGCAACGCCGGCUUUACUUGGCGAUUCUACGACGCCGGUAGCUCAGAGCCCUCCGUUGUUCAGAACGGCAAGGCUACGUCUGAGGUUCACGUUAUGGACCUCGGUGAUAUCAACAACAAGAACGUCCAGGUCGACGGCACCUGGACCCCUUCUAGCUCUGGAACCUACUACUUCACCCUGAUGGGCCUGGGUCGUAGCACGGUCUCCAUCAACGGUACCGUUCUUUCCGACCAGCCCGAGGACUGCUCCGACCCCAUGGGUUUCCUCCUUGGCGGCGUCCCCGUCCCCAUGGUCAAGUUUGAUGUCGAGGCCGGCAAGCAGUACAAGAUCCUUAUCCAGAGCGCUCCUCCCGUGCCUGGAAACGACGGCGAGUUCGGCAUUCUCGAGGGCAAGCUUGGUGUGCGACUGGGCGCCAUUCAUGCUGCCGAGCACGACAAGGAUAUCCUGACUGAGGCCGUCGAGCUUGCCAAGGCUGCUGACUACGCUAUCGUCUUCGCCGGCCACACCCCCGACUGGGAGACCGAGGGUCAGGACCAGUACAGCUUCAACCUCCCUAAGGAGGGUAGCCUGGAUGCCCUCGUUUCUGGCGUUGCUGCCGUCAACUCCAACACUAUUGUCGUCAACUCCACUGGUGUGGCCGUCGCCAUGCCCUGGCUCGACAACAUCAAGGCCCUGGUCCAGACCUGGUUCCCUGGUCAGGAGGCCGGUAACUCCAUCACCGACGUGCUGACCGGCGCCGUCACCCCCGAAGGCCACCUUACCUGCACCUUCCCCAAGAGGCUCGAGGACUGCCCUGCCUAUGGCAACUUCCCCGGUACCUACGAGGGCAAGCAGCUUGUCGUCAAGUACGAGGAGGGCGUCUUCGUCGGUUACCGUCACUUCGACCGCCUGUCCGCUGACAAAGUCAACUUCCCCUUCGGUUUCGGUCUGUCCUACACCUUCUUCGACUUCUCCGACCUCUCCGUCGCGGAGACCUCUUCCGAGGAGUGGAAGGUCAGCAUCAUGGUUGCCAACACCGGUGCCAUCAAGGGUGCCAUUGCCGUCCAAGUCUACGUCGGCAACAAGAAGCAGUCGUCGGAGAACCCCAUCAAGACCCUCGCUGCUUUCAAGAAGGUCACCCUCGAGGCCGGCGCCUCCCAGGUCGUGGAGCUUCCCGUCAGCGCCCGCGACAUCGCCUUCUUCAGCGAGAAGGACGGCAAGUGGAUUGUCGAAGGCGGUGCCUACAACUUCAGCGUCGCCAAGAGCGCCGGUGAGGUUGUCCAGAGCGCUACCGUUAAUGUCGCUGCCAAGGAGUACACUCCUUAG
Messenger RNA from Fusarium keratoplasticum, 2511 nucleotides. RefSeq names its product Beta-glucosidase. Gene Ontology annotation, biological process: glucan catabolic process. The record is from RefSeq and is a predicted model, not a curated record. NCBI's taxonomy places the organism in Eukaryota, Fungi, Ascomycota, Sordariomycetes, Hypocreales, Nectriaceae. Bases 1 to 2511 code for a protein of 836 amino acids. The transcript has 4 exons. Gene Ontology annotation, molecular function: beta-glucosidase activity.